Molecule: messenger RNA, 825 nt
Organism: Mytilus trossulus (common blue mussel)
Lineage: Eukaryota; Metazoa; Mollusca; Bivalvia; Mytilida; Mytilidae
Exons: 1
Coding region: 1-825 (274 amino acids)
Source: RefSeq, a predicted model, not a curated record
AUGUAUUUCACUCUCGCCGUCGUUUUGUUGACUGUCUUCAGUUCUGCCUACAGCUCUGGUAAAGACUCAUAUGGAUAUGGUAGCGGGUAUGGCUCUGGGUAUGGAUCCGGAGUUGGGUCUGCAGUCCUUCUAGGAGGUGGCGGUGGGGGAUAUGGUGGUUACGGUCUUGGAUCCGGUGUCGGAUCUGUAGCUGUUCUAGGAGGUUUAUCCGGUGCUGGAUAUGGACCAGUAGGUAAAGGCGGAUACGGACCAGCACCAGUUGUUGUCAGUGGUGGAUACGGCUCUGGGUAUGGAUCUGGGUAUGGAUCCGGAGUUGGAUCUGCAGUACUUCUAGGAGGUGGCGGUAGUGGAUAUGGUGGUUACGGACUCGGAUCCGGUGUCGGAUCUGUAGCUGUUCUCGGAGGUGUAUCCGGCGCUGGAUAUGGACCAGUAGGUAAAGGCGGAUACGGACCAGCACCAGUUGUUGUCAGUGGUGGAUACGGCUCUGGGUAUGGCUCUGGGUUUGGAUCCGGAGUUGGAUCUGGAUUACUCCUAGGAGCUGUUGGAGGUGGAUAUGGUGGUUAUGGACUCGGAUCCGGUGUCGGAUCUGUAGCUGUUCUAGGAGGUGUAUCCGGUGCUGGGUAUGGACCAGUAGGUAAAGGCGGAUACGGACCAGCACCAGUUGUUGUCAGUGGUGGAUACGGUUCUGGAUAUGGCUCUGGUUAUGGAUCCGGACUUGGUUCAGCCGUCCUUCUAGGAGGUGGCGGAGCCGGAUACGGCCAAGUUUCAGUUGGAGCUGUUGGUGUCGGAGGUGGUUAUGGUAACGGAAAAGGAUCAAAAUACUAG